Mangifera indica (mango) is the source of this 2681-nucleotide messenger RNA. RefSeq names its product microtubule-associated protein 70-1-like. NCBI's taxonomy places the organism in Eukaryota, Viridiplantae, Streptophyta, Magnoliopsida, Sapindales, Anacardiaceae. Gene Ontology annotation, molecular function: microtubule binding. Bases 281 to 2140 code for a protein of 619 amino acids. The transcript has 11 exons. The record is from RefSeq and is a predicted model, not a curated record. Gene Ontology annotation, biological process: cytoskeleton organization.
AAACAAAGGAGUAAACAGUAAAAAUAAAUCAAAAUCACUCUCAAAACACUGUCACUCUGUGUACUACUCAGCCAGAUUUAAAUCACAAUCUAGAGAGAGAAAAAUCAAAGCAAAACAAACGCACGGUGUUUCUCUCUCUACAUUUCGAAGUUCAAUCUUCACUUCACUCCAGCUGACGAUUUCUCAGUUCUGACGCCUAGCAUUUGGAUCUAAACGUUGCCGUUUUGGAUCAGUGGUAGGUUUCAGGUCAAGUAGGUAGGCGAUCAGAUCGGUGGAGAUAAUGGCGGAGGUUCCCGGCGACGGAGUUGCUGUGGCAGCGCCGGAGUUUAUCGGAGGCGCUUCUGUCACGACGGAGACUCCGUCGGCGCCGUUCGCAGUGUCGACGUCUUUCAAGGAAGUAGGUAAGAGCUCCUCGAGGAGGCGAGUGUCUAUGAGGCCGAGCUUCGAUGCUGACAAUGAGUUCAUCACGUUGCUGCACGGCUCGGAUCCGGUCAAGGUGGAGUUAAAUCGGUUGGAGAAUGAAGUCAGAGAUAAGGACAGAGAAUUAGGGGAAGCGCAAGCGGAGAUCAAGGCUUUGAGAUUGUCGGAACGGUUAAGAGAGAAGGCUGUCGAAGAGCUUACUGAUGAACUCUCGAAGGUGGAGGAGAAGCUCAAGUUAGCAGAAUCUCUUAUUGAAAGCAAAAAUCUUGAAAUCAAGAAAAUCAAUGAUGAGAAGAAAGCUUCCAUGGCAGCUCAGUUUGCUGCUGAAGCCACACUUCGAAGAGUUCAUGCUGCUCAGAAGGAUGAUGAUAUGCCUCCAAUUGAAGCUAUUCUUGCUCCACUUGAGGCUGAGCUUAAGCUUGCUAGGCAAGAGAUUGCAAAGCUUCAAGAUGAUAACAAAGCUUUAGAUCGUCUAACCAAGUCCAAAGAAGCAGCAUUACUUGAAGCUGAGAGGACUGUUCAGGUUGCCUUGGCUAAGGCCUCUAUGGUAGAUGAUCUCCAAAACAAAAACCAAGAGUUAAUGAAACAGAUCGAAAUUUGCCAGGAAGAAAACAAAAUUUUGGACAAGAUGCAUCGACAAAAGGUUGCAGAGGUUGAAAAGCUUACCCAGACUGUACGUGAGCUGGAAGAGGCUGUUCUUGCUGGUGGUGCAGCAGCUAAUGCUGUGAGGGACUACCAGAGGAAAGUUCAGGAGAUGAAUGAUGAAAGGAAAACUCUGGACAGGGAGUUGGCUCGUGCAAAGGUAACUGCAAACAGGGUGGCCACAGUUGUAGCCAAUGAAUGGAAAGAUGCUAAUGACAAAGUGAUGCCUGUGAAACAAUGGCUUGAGGAACGGAGAUUCUUGCAGGGAGAAAUGCAGCAACUUCGUGACAAGCUUGCUAUCAUGGAGCGAACUGCCAAGUCUGAAGCACAGUUGAAAGAAAAGUAUCAUCUGCGGCUCAAAGUGCUAGAGGAGAGUUUGAGAGGAUCUCCAAAUGUUACUAGUCGCACUACACCUGAGGGAAGAAGUGUCAGCAAUGGGUCUUCUCGUCGUCAGUCACUGGGUGGAGCUGAUAACAUCUCAAAGCUGACCUCGAAUGGCUUUUUGUCAAAAAGAACACCAUCUCAGUUGAGGUCAUUGUCUUCUAGUACAAUGUUGAAGCACGCUAAAGGAACAUCAAAAUCAUUUGAUGGAGGCACAAGAUCAUUAGACAGGGGUAAAGUGCUUUUAAAUGGACAAUUCAAUCAGUCUUGCAAUGCAACCAAGGACAAUGAAACACCUAAUACUUGGAAAGGAAAUCUGGACGAUAAGUCCAACAAUUUCCAGUCAGGUGAUACUGAGGAUAGUGUUCCCGGAGUCUUGUAUGAUUUGCUGCAGAAAGAGGUCGUAUCUUUGAGGAAGGCUGGCCAUGAGAAAGAUCAAAGCCUCAAAGAUAAGGAUGAUGCUAUUGAGAUGUUAGCAAAGAAAGUAGAGACAUUAACUAAGGCAAUGGAGGUUGAGGCAAAGAAGAUGAGAAGGGAAGUAGCUGCAAUGGAGAAGGAGGUAGCUGCUAUGCGUGUGGAGAAAGGACAUGAAAAUAGGGCCAAGCGGUUUGGUAAUACCAAGAGCCCUGUCAGCAGUGCUCAGCUGCUUCCUGGAAGAAAUGUUUCACGAACUGGGUUAACACGCAGUACACAAUGACGAAAAAAGGGCAGGGGCAUCAACAGUGUGGAGUAUAUCUGCAUAGGCCUUGUUCAAUUGAUCCAUUUCCCUAUUUUUUAUUUUUUGUUUCUCCCUUGGUGAUUGAUUAUAAGAUUGUAACAUGCAUGCCGAAGACCCUGUCUCUGUUCAUUUAUUGGAAACUUGCUGAGAAAAGAAAGAGAAGAGAACAAAAUCAGAGGAAGAAACCAUCGGUGUGCGACUGACAUAGAAAAAACUCUUAAAUUCCUCUGCUUAGAAAGAAACCAGAAGAAAGAAAAGAAGAGAAAAGAAAAAAAAAACAAGAAGAAAAUUGACCUUGGGCUAACCUUUUUGUCAGGUAUAUUCUGCUUAAUAUAAUUUGAGUGGGCAGUGGUUGUGUGGUUGUAUAGGUAGCUUAUUGGGUUUUUCCACUUUUUCUGUUUCUGAUUUAUAUUUGUAAUCUGCAGCAGCUAGUGUGAUUGUUGGUUGUUAUUUGUUAAUAUUCUUGUAAUCAGAUGAAAGUAUCAGGUCUUCUAUCCUAUGUUUGUGUUGUUCAUCUAUA